AUGCAGUCCGCGAAUAUGCCGUUGAUGAAGGAGAUGUUCUGGACGGUCAAGCAGCGGAGCGAGUUCCCGUAUCGUUGCGAGAAGUGCGGCAAGGGUUAUCAGCAUCGCGGCACUUUGCUGAGACACACGCGACACGAGUGCGGCAAGGAGCCGCAAUUUAAGUGUCCGUACUGCCUGCACAGGACGAAGCAACGCGGAAUGGUAGCGUGGUUAAGUUACCAGACCCAGAUGACCAAUCAGCAGAAAGUCGCGUAUAGUUUGAGCGCGAAAGAAGGAGCGUUUCGAAGAUCGAAGUACGUCGACAGAAAUCCGGGUAGCUUCAAGUGUCCGAAGUGCGGCAAGAAUUAUCGCUGGCUGAGAAACAUGAGGAAUCACUUGAGAAUCGAGUGCGGCAAAGAUCCGACCAAGUGUUGCCCGUACUGUCCACAUCUUUACAGACGCGCCCCUCUUCCCGAUCGUGAGGCCGCGACUGCACGUGUGUCCCCGCUGCGGCCAGAUGUACUCGUGGGCGUCGAAUCUGCGAAAGCACCUCAAGAUGGGUUGUGGCAUGGUUACUUUCGAGACGCAUUUCUCCUGCCAGUACUGCCCGUACCGAUCCCGGAUCGAAGCGAGUUUCCUCAAGCACCUGCUCUCGGUGCACAACAUCAAGUAAGACGCCCGUGCAACGUUCCUGUAUCUCGUGAUCGACGACGUCCCUCGUUCUCCCGAAGUCUUCGCAAUGAGGGCUUUCUUCUAAUUGCGGAAAGAAGAGCGCGCUUCGUUGCGAACCUCUCGAGACGGUCAGAUAAACUUUGUCCACUCGUAUGGGACAACUAUCAGAUAAGCAACAGGAACGUCGAACGCAAGUUCAGAUUCAAACACGUGGAUCACAUCACGGGUAGAUACAAGUGUUCGAAAUGUUCCAAGUCGUAUCGGUGGAAGCAUCAUCUGGUGGAGCACACCAAGGCAUCCUGCGGCCAAACGAAGGCGCAGUGUUGCCCGUACUGCAGCUACAAGAGCAAUCGCAAAUGGAAUCUGAAGUCACACAUAAAGAGAAUUCACGCGAAUGCGGAAGGGACUAAUUCCUGCGAGACAACAGUGUUGCACCCGAUAUAAAUAUAUUAUCUAUCAUUAGAAACGUUUCGCGCUCUAACAAUAAGUGUUUCCGCAUCGAUGUUACAAUAAAAAGCAAAACGUUUACUUCAUUCCGAAUGUCUCGAAACUCCAGCUUCAACUCAGGAUUACUCUCGAUUUGACGAGGCGGGUUUUUUUUUUUUUUUUGUUUUUUAAUCAUUUGUGCAGAUUUCUACUGUUAUUUACGGAAUAAAUUCUGGUUUAGAUAAGAAUCGUGCAGGAUUUUGUCGUUGUGAAUUAACAAAACGUUGCAAAGUUUAUUAAUUUAUGUAUAUAGUAAUAUAAAUGUGUACGAUAUACAAGAAGAAUAUUUUAUGUUAUCGAUUGUGUCUUAUUGCAAUAAAUGUAUCGUUCUUUUAACAUUAUUAGGUUUUUGAGUAUAUGUGGAUAGAAAUCCAUUUAUACGUUUCGAAAUACUUUAUUUCUUAAUUUGUACAAAAACUUUUGAAACAAGUGAUGUUAUCCCACUAAUUUUAUUAUUUUUUACCGUGAUAUUUUGGUUACUAUUUUAUUUCUUUCUCUCCUUCUCACGCGGGGAGACACGACGCGCAACGUGUAAGUACGAUGUGCUCUAUUUGUCUUUUUGCGUGUUUCAGGACAAUCUGCUUACGGGAUAAGACGGAAGAAGAGACAGAGAAGGUCUCACAAGCCGGAAGUCGUGAAAAAUGCCAUCAUGGCUGUCGAGGCCGGAAUGUCCCUGAGAAAAGCCGCGCAGAUAUACUCCAUACCUAAAUCGGUUAUACAUCGAUAUAUAAAAAUCGGUUAUAUGACGCGACUAAAACACACAGGAAACGAAGGAUACCCUCAGAUUGUUAGUGUUCGCGGUAAUGUUCGUGGAAUCACCAAUUGGUGAUUUUUUAAUUAAAUGUAACAAGUUUUUUUAAGAUGUUAAGAAAAAUUGAGAUAUAUUU
Molecule: messenger RNA, 2024 nt
Organism: Pseudomyrmex gracilis
Lineage: Eukaryota; Metazoa; Arthropoda; Insecta; Hymenoptera; Formicidae
Product: zinc finger protein 629-like
Exons: 4
Coding region: 1-1095 (364 amino acids)
Source: RefSeq, a predicted model, not a curated record